Messenger RNA from Nakaseomyces glabratus, 1590 nucleotides. RefSeq names its product Tna1p (gene TNA1). Gene Ontology annotation, cellular component: membrane. The record is from RefSeq and is a predicted model, not a curated record. Gene Ontology annotation, molecular function: transmembrane transporter activity. NCBI's taxonomy places the organism in Eukaryota, Fungi, Ascomycota, Saccharomycetes, Saccharomycetales, Saccharomycetaceae. Gene Ontology annotation, biological process: transmembrane transport.
AUGACAUUAAGAAUGAGAGGCCAUGACAAUAUUGAGGAGGAGGUGAGUUCAGGCCAUGACUUUGAUGAUGGCCGUAAAGUGGUUAAAGUCGAGUCCCCACUGAGAGAGACUGACGAGUCAGAAUCAGAUGAGAAGAAAGUCCUGGAGUCAGCCAACGAGAGAGAAGUGCUAGGCACCACCACAGAUGAUGAUGGCUACAUGCUACCUUCAUUGGAUCAUCCCAUGGAAAAGAAAAUCCUAAAGAAGAUGGAUCUUUUCAUCAUCCCAUUGUUGGGUCUGAUGUACUUCUUGUCUAACUUGGAUAAGUCAAAUAUUGGUAACGCCGAAGUGGCGGGCUUGUCCAAGUCCAUUGGCUUGAAGGGUAAAGAAUAUAACAUCGCAGUGACAGUGUUCUUCGGUACCUACAUUGUUUUCGACCCAGUCGGAGCUAACCUACUGAAGAUCAUGGGCCCAAACAGGAUGAUGAGUUCAUGUCUACUUUGUUUCGGUGCCAUCUCUCUUGCCACUGCUUUCAUAAAAAACUACGGUCAAUUGCUAGCUGUUCGUCUAUUACUGGGUAUGUUCGAAGGUAUGAUCUACCCUGCCAUUAACAUGUACCUAUCUGUGUGUUACAGAAGAGAACAAUACGCUGUGAGAUUUGCCUUUGUCUUCACUGCGGCUGCUUUGUCAUCUGCGUUUGGUGGUUUGAUCGCAUACGGCUGUUCGAAGAUUCACGGUUCCUUAGAAGCAUGGCAAUACAUCUACAUUGUUGAAGGUGCAAUCUCAAUUGGAUUUGUACCAGUAUACAUUUGGGGUUUAGGUAGAAAACUAGAAGACUCUUGGUUUUUCACUGAAGAAGAAAGAGAAUAUGUUAUAGAAAGAUACAACACCAUGAACACCUUCAACCCGGAUGAGAAAUUUGAAUGGUUCCAAGUUUGGCUAGCUGUUAAGGAUAUUAAGACCUGGGUAAGCGCAAUUGCCUUGUUUGGUAUUGAUUUAACCACAUUCGGGUUAACAGUGUUUUUACCUAUCAUUGUUACAAGUUUAGGUUUCAGUCAUGUUAGAGCACAAUUAAUGACAGUGCCAGUAUACUUCCUAACAGCUGUUGUUUUCUUCGUCUGUGCCAUUUGGUCUGACAAACUGAAAUUAAGAAGUCCGUUUAUUAUCGGUGCAUGUUUGACAACAAGUAUUGGGCUGGCAAUUGUUUUAGGUUCUACAGUGCAUGGUGUGAGAUACUUUGGUGUUUUCAUUCUAUGUAUGGGUAUUUAUGUCAAUGCUGCUUGUAACUGUUUAUGGUUGAGUGGUAACAAUGGUAACUACUUUAAGAGAGCUACAGCAUUAGGUAUAAAUCUAUUCAUUGGUUCAGGCUCAGGUUUAGUAUCAGGUCAAAUCUUCUUGGCUAAAGAUAAACCAAGAUAUAUCAUGGGUCUUUCAUUGUGUCUUGGUUUCCAAGUCUUAUCCAUUGUUAUGACAGCUCUUCAAUUCUACUUGUACUAUAGAUCCAACCAGCAAAAACAAAAGAUCAUCGAUCAUUGUCAUGAAAUUGGUGAACCAAUUCCUUAUGAUGAAAGAUUAAGUGAUCUGAAUCCUGAAUUUAAAUACAUGUAUUGA